Messenger RNA from Oncorhynchus gorbuscha (pink salmon), 3417 nucleotides. RefSeq names its product BTB/POZ domain-containing adapter for CUL3-mediated RhoA degradation protein 3. Gene Ontology annotation, cellular component: Cul3-RING ubiquitin ligase complex. The coding region runs from base 569 to 1510 and encodes 313 amino acids. NCBI's taxonomy places the organism in Eukaryota, Metazoa, Chordata, Actinopteri, Salmoniformes, Salmonidae. The transcript has 7 exons. The record is from RefSeq and is a predicted model, not a curated record. Gene Ontology annotation, molecular function: protein binding; ubiquitin-protein transferase activity. Gene Ontology annotation, biological process: protein ubiquitination; protein homooligomerization; negative regulation of Rho protein signal transduction.
UUUUGGGCUAGGUUUCUGUACAGCACUUUGAGAUAUCAGCUGAUGUACGAAGGGCUAUAUAAAUACAUUUGAUUUGUGCCUUGUAAGGGUGAAGGAGAUUGAGGUGGCAUACAUUAGAGCGUUCAAUCGAAUGCGGAUGGAAUUGAAAGAGUUGAGAAUACAAGCGACGUUAGUGGAGAUAUCGUAAUGGAUGUAGCACAGCCUGUAGUAAAUAUUUUCUGACAGGCUUGGAUUUUGUGGCGUUCAUUGGCACAAUUAUAAACUGUACGGCUCCAGUCUCAAAGAAGUCAAACAACUGGACAUUAUUGUGGCUGCGGCUAUUUAAGACUUGGAAGUGGUAGACUACUGGCGACGAAAGACGGCCCACCCUCCCAUCUCAGAUUCGUUUUUAUUUUUAACAGAAAGUUGUAAGAUUCGUUUUUAUUUUUUGGUAGUUCAGUUUUUGGGUGAUCCUGUUUCCAUCCCGAUUAGUAAAAUGUGCGAACGUCAAUAUAACGUUACCAUAGAAGUCUGAAUUUAACACGAUCUAGUCAGCAAACUUUGUUUCCAGGCUGACUGACCGGGUCCUAUGGAAGAGAUGUCAGGAGUAAGUGCGGUGAGCUCGGCGUUGCCUGCGGCUACAACCCGUACCACCUCAUUCAAGGGCUCCUGCCCCAGCUCGAAGUAUGUGAAGCUGAACGUGGGCGGGGCGCUCUACUACACCACCAUGCAGACACUCACCAAGCAGGACACCAUGCUCAAGGCCAUGUUCAGCGGUAGGAUGGAGGUUCUCACAGACAGCGAAGGCUGGAUCCUUAUUGACAGGUGUGGGAAGCACUUUGGGACCAUUCUGAACUACCUGCGUGAUGGUGCUGUACCUCUGCCUGAGAUCCGGAGAGAGGUGGAAGAGCUCCUGGCAGAGGCCAAAUAUUACCUGGUGCAGGGGUUAGCUGACGAGUGCCAUGCUGCCUUACAGAACAAAGAUAUGUAUGAGCCCUUCUGUAAAGUGCCCUUGGUCACUUCAUCAAAGGAAGAACAGAGACUCAUAUCUACCUCCAACAAGCCCACAGUCAAGCUGUUAUACAACAGGAGCAACAACAAGUACUCUUACACCAGCAACUCCGAUGACAACAUGCUGAAAAACAUAGAGCUGUUUGACAAGCUCUCUCUGCGGUUCAACGGACGUGUGCUCUUCAUCAAGGACGUGAUCGGGGAUGAGAUCUGCUGCUGGUCGUUCUAUGGGCAGGGCCGUAAGAUCGCUGAGGUGUGCUGUACCUCCAUAGUCUACGCCACAGAGAAGAAGCAAACCAAGGUGGAGUUCCCAGAGGCUCGUAUCUAUGAGGAGACACUCAACAUCCUGCUGUAUGAGUCUCAGGACGGGCGUGGUCCAGACAACGCUCUACUGGAGGCUACAGGGGGCGCUGCAGGCCGAUCCCAUCACCUGGAUGAGGACGAGGAGCGGGAACUCAUCGAGAGGGUGCGACGCAUUCACAUCAAACGCCCUGAUGACCGCACCCACCACCACCAGUAACUAUACCAGCCAACCAACAUUAUCGCCACCACUAACUAUACCAGCCAACCAACAUUAGCGCCACCACUAACUAUACCAGCCAACCAACAUUAUCGCCACCACUAACUAUACCAGCCAACCAACAUUAUCGCCACCACUAACUAUACCAGCCAACCAACAUUAUCACCACCAGUAAGCCAACUAACAUUAUAGCCACCAGUAACUAUACCAGCCAACCAACAUUAUCACCACCAGUAAGCCAACCAACAUUAUCAGUAUCUGCAGUGACUAUUACCCAUCACUGACAGAGAACAAGUACAAUCACACAAUACCCACAAGUAAUCUCAUAUCCUUGACAUUGACCACAACUGACCUCUGUGCUUCUGCAUCACAGCCACUUAUGAACUUUUGCCUCUCUAAUCAUGAUUACAAACUGGGUGGUUCGAGCCCUGAAUGCUGAUUGGCGGACAGCCGUGGUAUAUCGGACCGUAUACCAUGGGUAUGACAAAACAUUUAUUUUUACUCUAAUUACGUUGGCAACCAGUUUGUAAUAGCAAUAAAGCACCUCAGGGGUUUGUGGUAUAUGGCCAUAUACCACACCCCCUCAUGCCUUAUUAAGUAGAGCAUGGUUUGGGUGUUAGUUUGUGUGUUGUCCCAAAUGGCUGUAUCAUUUUUUUCUAAACCCUUCAUAAGAGCUGUUCUUUUUAUCAGUGGUCAAAGAAGACUUAUUUGACCCCUUGUAUUUCCAUAUGUUUUGUAUGUCUCAUCUUUGUAUGAAUGUUGACAUGUCCAGUAGGAGAUCUGGUGCCUUAAAUCUGUGGUCUUGUGCCUUAAGUCUGUGGGUGUAAGUGCAGCUUACAAUCUGAUUUACUUUAUCAUGUCACUACAACAUUGCUUGGAAGUUCAUGUAUUGUCACAGAGUAGCUAGUUCAGGUCAAUUGUAUUUCAGUGAUUAUAGUAAUACACUGUGUAACAAUACCUUUUCCUACCACUUCAGUUUUUAGAGAUGUUUUAUGAGAGAGAAAAGAAACCUGUACGCUGCUCUUGCUAGUGUGACUGUUCUUUAUUAAGCUUUAUGUAUUGUCCUCAAGGCCCUUUGUCAGAGCUUUUGUGAGUUUUUAAUUUGCACCCUUAUGUAGACAUUGCUCCACCAACAACCGUUCAAUGCAUCGACUGGGGCUAAAUAUAUUCAUUAGCUUGAAUUGUGGAUUUGCAAACUGUAUCUAGAGGCGAAAGAAAUGUACCUAUUUAGACGAGGUGCUGGCUAGCAGAGUAGGACAUUGUCUGUCCAAACGUUGGAUAUUAGGUUAUUAAAUUAUUGCAUCUGAGCUCCUAGAGUGUGCGGCUUUCCUUUAAUUUUUCAAAUAUGCCAACUGCAUUUUAUCAUGUUUUAGAAAUUUGGUUCUUCUAUUUUCUAUAUGUUCUCAUUUCAUCCAGCAGAGGGUGUUGUGUACAAAGACACUGAAAGUGUGCUAAGUUGUUGAAGUUACCCCUAGAUGCUGAUCUUGGGUCAGUUUUGUAUUUCCCCCACUAAUGGAUAAGGGUAGGGAAGCUGACCCUAGAUAUUUGCCUAGGGGAACUUUACCCCAGAGCAAUAUGUUACAACCCACCCCUGAAUUGUAAGUGGUGUGAUUACGGCCACCUUUUAUACUGUAGUCAUGGAUUAAGUAUUUUUUGGGGCAUCCUGAAGAACCUUUUGAGAUGCUGGAUGUGUAAUUAAAUGGAGGCUAUUGCUUCCUGUUACAAUAAUUAUUUGAGGGCGACGUUACAAGACAACUUGUUUGGAAGACCGAUGGCAAGAGAUUAAACCAAGCACAUCCAGACAGCAAAUAAUGUCACAAUUUUUAACACUAUUUUACCUGGGAAAGGAUUGUCUUUUGCAUUUUUUUUGUAUUUAACAUUUCUUACAAUAAAGAUUUUUAUGAAUA